ACGUUCAAAUACUAUUCGUGGAGAUGGCAACGGAUCUAAUGUGACUUGACAUAAACUGACAUUUAAAAUCAAAGAAAAUUGUUUUGAUUAUGUGUCAUCUAAAUUCCGACGUACAUACCAUAUAUAACCGACUAAACUCUAGCAAAACUACUGAUUUAUUGUAAUUCUUUUUCUUUAACGCGUUGUAUAUUAUUUUAUUCGUAUAAAAAUGUAUGGCCUGAAAUUACGCCGAAAUUUCGAGUCCACAUUUGGCAAAAUUGGAGCAGCCAAGAGGUUCAAUGCAUGCGGUGUCCGAUUCCUACGUGAACCGUUGCAACCCCUGAAACGAUGUCCGAGAUGGGUCUGCGUAGAGGACGCGGUGAAAAUUAUCAACUCAGAGCACCUGGUAUUCAUACAAGGAGGUGCAGCGACGCCGAACGAGCUGAUACGCGCUAUGACCGAACACGGAGUCUGCAACAACCUCCGCGGGGUGCGAUUGAUCCACAUGGGCCUCGAAGGAGAUGCGCCGUUUGCCAGUCCUGAAUUUGAGAAACACUUUAGAUCGGUGAGCUUCUACAUCGGCUCGAAUCUGAGAGAGGCCGUGAACGAUGGCAGAGCGGAUUACAUCCCGAUAUUCCUGCACGAAGUGCCGAAGCUGUUCUACGAGAAGAGGAUCGUCCCGGACGUCGCGCUGAUCCACGUCAGCGUACCUGAUGCUCGCGGCUUCUGUUCCUUGGGCGUAAGCGUAGACUGUACGCGCGCCGCAGUCAGUUCGGCCAAAGUGAUCAUCGCUCAAGUCAACGAACACAUGCCGAGGUCGUUCGGGGACACUGUUAUCCAUUCCAGCCACAUCGACUGGGCGGUGAAAUACGACUGCCCCUUGCCGUGUGUAGCCAGUACUCCCCCGAACGAGAUCGAACAAGAAAUCGGCAAACUCAUCGCACAAAGACUCGUGGACGACGGGGCGACCUUGCAACUCGGCAUCGGCAAUAUACCGGAUGCCGUUCUCUGUUCCCUUGGCAAUCACAAGGAUCUGGGGAUUCAUACAGAAAUACUCGGCGACACGAUGGUGGAUCUCGCUGAGCGAGGCAAUAUCUCAAACAGAAUGAAGAUAAAGCACAGGGGACGGAUGGUCACUUCCCUGGCGAUCGGUACCAAAAGAGUCUAUGAUUUCUUGCAUAACAAUCCAUUCGUAGAAAUGCUUGCGAUCAACUACGUGAACGACCCCCGAGUGAUAUCCCAACAGCCGAAGAUGACUGCCAUCAAUUCCUGCAUAGAAAUGGACAUCACCGGCCAAAUAUGUUCAGACAGUUUAGGCUGUAAGAUGUAUUCUGGGUUCGGUGGUCAACUGGACUUUACUCGAGGCGCGGCGAUGGGUCAGGAUGGCCGAGGAAGAGCUAUAAUCGCGUUUCCCUCGGUGACCAGCAAAGGAGAGAGCAAGAUACAGCCCGUAAUCAAGCUUGGUGGUGGAAUCGUUGUGACCAGGGCCCACGCGCAUUACAUCGUCACCGAGCACGGAAUAGCAUGUCUCUUCGGGAAAACGUUACGUCAAAGAGCGAACGCGUUGAUUCAGAUUGCCCAUCCCGAUCAUAGGGAAUGUCUCGAGAAGGCUGCGUUCGAAAGACUUAAGAGUAACCCGACCAAGUAUUUGUAACACGCACGACUCGUCGCAUACGUCAUUAUUGGAAACUCUGCUGACCCGUCGAAAGAAGUGUCUCAUUAUCGCAACGUUUAGCUCUUAUCUUUAGUCACCGUGACAAAAUUCUCGUGUCGAAUCUUGAUCGUCUUUUUUAAAGAAAUAUCUUUUUUAUAUUCACUUGUUAUAUCCACUUUGAAUAAAUUUAUACAUAUAUUUCUAA
Molecule: messenger RNA, 1838 nt
Organism: Ceratina calcarata
Lineage: Eukaryota; Metazoa; Arthropoda; Insecta; Hymenoptera; Apidae
Product: 4-hydroxybutyrate coenzyme A transferase
Exons: 6
Coding region: 209-1633 (474 amino acids)
Biological process (GO): acetate metabolic process
Cellular component (GO): mitochondrion
Molecular function (GO): acetate CoA-transferase activity
Source: RefSeq, a predicted model, not a curated record